Messenger RNA from Chilo suppressalis (striped riceborer), 3477 nucleotides. Lineage: Eukaryota; Metazoa; Arthropoda; Insecta; Lepidoptera; Crambidae. The record is from the annotation of a GenBank genome assembly.
UCUGUUUGUAAUAAAUGUCGUCAUAUUGUUGUGAAAAGUCUUUAAAAAAUAUUUUUUUUAUUUCUAUCAUAGGAAGCAUGAAAUGUCGUUGGAGAGAUGGUUAGUUUAACAAAGAAAGUAAAUAUAUGGUUAUUAAUAUCAAAUUACUUCAUAACAACCUCUUGACAAGGGAAAAAUAUGCCUUGAAAUAUGAACGGAUUCCAUGAUUUAUCAGAGGCUAAAAUUGCAGAACGCAAUGAACGUGCCAAGAAACUUUAUCGUUAUGUGACUGAUGUGGCAAGACGUAUUGGUGAAUCAACAACAAAAUGUAGCAGUAUUACUGAUCUUUUCUGCAUACAUCUGGAACUACAAAGACAAAAACUUAGGGACAGUUGUGAGAAAUUGUUGUUUUUAGAUCCUAUAAAUUCUGGAAAAAAGGCACUUGAACUUCUUUGGAGAAAAGUGUAUUAUGAACCAGUUGGUUUUUACAAAAAGCUUAGAGAAUCAGAUACAGAAAAUGACUCCCUAGAUCUUUAUUCUCAUAUUAUCAGUGGCAUUGGACAUUUCCAGUAUCUCUUGGCAAGAAUACAAGUAGAGAUGAAUGUUAAAUACAAUGAGUUGGACUAUACCAUAUUAAAGGAAGAUGAAGAAACUGAAGAAGUUGAACAUUCGAUUAACAGUGAAGAGUUACAAAUUUCGCGAUCAGUAACACAUCUGUGUUUAAUUUACUUAGGGGAUUUAUGUCGCUAUCAAGUAGAAAUUUUUCAGUUCAAUGACCAAUCAAUCUCUGCUCGUUAUUAUCUGCAAGCAGCACAAAUGGAAUUAUCCUCAGGAAUGCCAUACAAUCAAUUAGGAAACUUGUACUUAGAUAAAAAUUACAAUUUGGAUUCUGUAUGCUAUUAUAUCCAUUGCUUAAGUUGUGAGUCACCAUUUAGUGGUGCAAUGGGAAAUUUAACCAAAAUAUUUGAAAAAAAUAAUCAGUGUUAUGAAAUGUUUCAAAAUGUUGAUAAUUCUUCACAGACAGAACAUAUUCAGAAUAUUGUUGCAAACUUUUUGUCUUUGAUUGAAAUAUGGUAUUUUUCAAAAAAUGACACAAAUAUUUCCCAGAGGUGCAGUGUUAUUGUACAUCAACUUAAGGUCGCAAUGGAUUUUCCGAAACCUCCCUUACCUGACUUAAACAAAAACUAUACUGAAAGUAUGCAAGUUAUCGAAGAAGAAAAUGUAAGUCCAACAUACUUAAAUGCUAAUCUUGUUAAUAAGAUUGUUCUGAUUUGUUUGUUCACUAUGGCAAAAAUGACAGAGUCUGAUGAAACAAAAGCAUUUGCAUGUAAAGCUUUUACCCUAGCAUUAUUAUCGCAACUAUUACAGAAGUUUCUCAAAGAACUGGAAGCAAUGGGAUUAAGGAACCCUGCCACAAAAUAUAAACCAAAAGUUGCUCCAGCAAUAGAUGCAAAUGUUGAUGUAGAAAAGUUAGAGUUUUCAGAAGAACAUGCUCCUGCACUUGAAACUGAAAAUAAGAAUGAAGGAACAACUACCGCAGAUAAUACACAAGUCAAACAAGUAAAAGCUGAUGAAGAUAUCGAUAAAAUUCAAAAUGGCGAUAAUAAGAAUUCAAAAAAGAUAUCUAAAAGAAGACGUAGGCGGAGAAUCGUCUCAUCUGGAAGUUCUGAUUUGAGUAAUGUUGAAAGUGGCAGCAGUGAAGCAGAUACAGAUGAUUCUAGUUCAGUGGAAGACAAUGUAUCAGAGUCCACUUAUCAAUCUGAAGAUUCUAAUAGUGAAGUUUCGGACCUAGAUGGUUCAGACGUUGAAGAAAUAAUUGAGAAACAAAAUGGUGACAUUGCUAAAUCAGAAGAAGAAUGUGUUAAUAAAUACAAGAAAACUAAUGGUGCCUCCUUGACAGAAAACGUUGUGAAUGAUAACAAGGCUAAAAAUCCUAACCUUGAUGAAAAUGAAAUACAAAACUUUUUGCUUGGAAAUAAUUUAUUAUGCAGUAUAAAAUUACUUCAAGAUUGGAUCCUCACUGAAAAAGAGCUUAUUUUAUCUUGUGGAGACAGUGGGGAAGCUUUGUUUCAGUCUGUAGUGGAUCUUUUGAAUAUUCUUACCCAUUAUUUCAAUACCAAAUCAAAAGAAUCAAGUGAAAUUAAGGAAUGCAAAAUACUAGAUUACUCCAAGCAUAUUGUCAGAAAUCUUAAACUAGAAUAUAAAUCAAUUCCAUUGCCUGAGGAUGUGAAUUUACGCGGAACAAAUAUUUGCAAGUUUGAUAAAAAUGCUACUGAGUGGCAAAUAUUAGAUAGAUUCAAGCCAUCUGUUUAUGAAGAAAACAUACUAAGAAUCUUAAACUUCAUUGAAUUUGGAAACCAAAUUGCUAAAAUUGUUCCAAGAAUCCGUUUUAACCGAUCAAUGAAAAUAUUUUAUGUUAAGAAAACACAAUCCCCAAAAAUUAAUACGAAAGUGGUUCAUAAAAGAAAUAGAGAAUGGCACAAUAGUAAGAAACAACACAACUUUGGAUUGGCUGCACAGAAAAAGAACAAGGAAGAAAGCGAGGGUGGACUGCUGCGUCGCUUAGGCAAGCUAUGGCUGACGUCGCAAGUGCGAGAGUUGGAACGAAGCGGCCGCGCAGCUGUGCCCGCGCUGCUUGCCAUCGACACCGCAGCACUUAACCAGCACUUGCGCCGCGUCAAACAGCUUCUGCGCGCCAGGAAUUUCAUUCUCCUAGUACCAACUGUCGUGCUUCAAGAGCUUGAUGAAUUGAAACGGGAACAAAGCACUGCUCGUGACGCUAUCCGUUGGCUCGAGACGCAGCUGAGAAGCGGUUCACGAUUUCUAAGGGCUCAACGACCCGGCCAGUCACGGCCGCUGCCUCUUCUCAAAUACCCCCGGAAAGCCCCGACCUACGUCCACAAUUUCAUACAAAUACUAGAAUUUUGUAACCAUUUCAUCGGUGAAGAAAGACAAUCCCAAGGAGGCAAUGGAGAUUCUGAAAAUGCACCGGGAAAGUCGGCUCCUCUGCUUAUAUUGCUAGUGGGCAAUGAGCUUGGCAGUACCGAAGAGCAAUACAAAGAGUUUAGCCUGACAGGAGCGGCUGAGACAGCUGGCAUCUCGAUUCAAUACAUUGGAGAUUUCUAUACAAAAUGGCGACACGCUGUCCAUAAGAACGGAAAGAAGAGAUGAAGAUAAAAAUUCGGGGAUCAUCUUAGGAGAUUUGACAGCACCGAAUAGAAAGAACGGACGCUCUUUUGCUUUCGGAAACGAAUCAUCUCAUUCAGAUGUAGGAUAGUGAUUGGAGUUUUGUGUGUUUGCUAUAAUUUGAUGAAUGUAUCAAAUACACAAUAAGAAACGAUAUCCUUCAAGGGUAAGGUUACAUCCAACUGAAUGUAUGGUUCUCAACUAUUUGAAGCUCUGUAAUCUUGUCUUGAUUACAUUGCUAGUUAAUCUUAAUGAGACAUUGUUAUCUUAUGUUUUAUUCAUUAUUAUCAAUUACUCUACCAUUAUCAUCAC